Molecule: messenger RNA, 1246 nt
Organism: Drosophila innubila
Lineage: Eukaryota; Metazoa; Arthropoda; Insecta; Diptera; Drosophilidae
Gene: DCP1
Product: mRNA-decapping enzyme 1B
Exons: 1
Coding region: 84-1220 (378 amino acids)
Biological process (GO): deadenylation-independent decapping of nuclear-transcribed mRNA; positive regulation of catalytic activity; deadenylation-dependent decapping of nuclear-transcribed mRNA
Cellular component (GO): P-body
Molecular function (GO): enzyme activator activity; mRNA binding
Source: RefSeq, a predicted model, not a curated record
GUUGAACAUUGCGCAUCUCUAAGAUUUGUAAGAGGCUUGUUGAAUCUUUAAAUAAUUACAAUAAAAGUUUGCAAAACAAUAACAUGGCGGACGAAAGCAUAACUCGAAUGAAUUUGUCAGCAAUAAAGAAAAUUGAUCCAUACGCUAAAGAGAUUGUUGAUUCGUCGUCUCACGUUGCAUUUUACACCUUUAAUUCGGACCAAAAUGAAUGGGAAAAAACUGAUGUGGAAGGAGCGUUCUUUAUUUAUCAUCGAAAUGCAGAGCCAUUUCACAGUAUAUUCAUUAAUAAUCGACUAAAUACAACAUCAUUCGUGGAGCCAAUCACUGGCAGUCUGGAAUUGCAAUCGCAGCCACCGUUCCUCUUAUACCGCAACGAGCGGUCACGUAUUCGCGGAUUCUGGUUUUACAAUAGUGAGGAAUGUGAUCGCAUAAGCAGCCUGGUGAAUAGCUUGCUAUUGAAUAAGGAAAGUAAUGGACAUCAGCCUUCGUCAUUGAUGGCGUAUCCGAAACCGGGAAACUCUAGCAUAUUCAAUAUGCUUACCCAGGCGCAGAAGGAAUACAAUGCACAGUUGAACAGUCAGCCUCAGUCUGGCGUCACAAUAAGUCAGUCUGAAAACGUGACACCCUGUAAUGUGCUGAAGUUCUUUGAAUCCGCUAAGCAGGCCACGGUGGAGGCGCAGUUGAAUCGCGCUCAGCCUUUAUCUGUCGACCAGUUGGAAAAGCAACAACAACAUCGUGCCGUUUCUCCCGUUGAGGCGCCAAGCCAAUCCUUCACUAGAGACGGCGAAUUUGUUGGCUCUUCGGAAAGUCCGCUGUCACCAUUUCUACAGGCAGCUACGUCGACAAUUCCUCGAAACACUGGAAACCCAAUCUCGCUUCUAAAUAAGAUUAAGUUUGAGAAAAAUGUAAGUGAUUCACCAGCGUCGGCUUUAAUUGCCACUGACGAUGCCGAGCAGUGUCUUAGAAGGUUGCUUGUCGGAGAUAAGCCGGAUACAAAGCCCGCGCUUAUGCCACCCACAAUGUUCGAUGUGCCCGUGUCCGUGUCCAACGUGAAAGCUGAAACAGAGCAGAACUACUUACAGCCAUUGAACUCUGCACAGUUUGUGCAGGCUUUUACUUACCUUAUUCAGAACGACAAGGAAUUUGUCACCAAGUUGCAUAAUGCCUAUAUUAACGGCUGUUCUAAUUCGUUGAUUGAUUCCAAUACAACAUAUCAAUAAAUAAUUCAAUAUUAUUUCCCGAUAAA